Molecule: messenger RNA, 1004 nt
Organism: Periconia digitata
Lineage: Eukaryota; Fungi; Ascomycota; Dothideomycetes; Pleosporales; Periconiaceae
Source: the annotation of a GenBank genome assembly
CAAUCAGUCAAUCAUCAAGCAGGCAAGCAAACCGGCGUUUCGACAUGGCGAAGAACCAACGAGUGCGACAAGCGACACAUCGUUGUCAUCAUCACCACCUACAUGCAGUGUAGCUACAUACAUACAUACACAUCUGCUGCGCCUCCCUCCCCUUCGUAUCCUUUGCGAGAGAUUCCAAAACUGCAAAUCCAGGUCAUCCAUCAUCAUUUGCUUUCAUGCAAUCCACCUCCCUGCAUGCGCUGCGCCAUCAAUACAGACCCUUCAUGCGCAUGCCCGCUCGUUCGCCCCUGCAAGCAAAUCACACUUUCUCUCACUUCUAUCAUUAUGGUUCAGCAUCUAUCCACACAUGGCACUCGAAGCGCUUAAACUUUUCCUAGUGUCGACGGCUGUCGUCCGAGCUUUCAAAUCGCGCUACCCGACUAAGGCCUGGCCGUCAAUCACUCCGAAUCUUUGGACCAAUCAUGGACCCUGCCGAGCCCAAUCCAGUCGUCUUCUUCGACAUUACGCUAGGAGGCGAGAAGCUGGGUAGGAUCAAGAUGGAAUUGUUCAUGGACGUCGUGCCCAAGACUGCCGAAAAUUUCCGCCAAUUCUGCACCGGCGAAACCAAGAACAUCCGCAACCAGCCACAGGGCUACAAGGGGUCCAAGUUCCACCGUAUAAUCAAAGGCUUUAUGAUUCAGGGAGGCGACUUUAUCAAUGGCAAUGGCACUGGCUCGAGGACCAUCUACGGCACUGAAAAGUUCGCAGAUGAAAAUUUCAACCUGAAGCACACCGGGCCAGGUCUUCUAUCAAUGGCAAACAGUGGUCCAAACACGAAUGGCUGCCAAUUCUUCAUCAUCACAGCUCCAGAUGGAACGCCUCAUCUGAACAACAAGCACGUUGUCUUCGGCAGGGUUGUAGAAGGCAUGGAUGUUGUCACCAAGAUUGAAAACACCCGCGUCGUUGGCAACCCGGAGGGAAAGCCGGUGCAAGACGUGGCUAUCGCCCAGUGUGGGGAGAUGUGA